Auxenochlorella protothecoides is the source of this 1377-nucleotide messenger RNA. Its product is annotated as Alternative NAD(P)H-ubiquinone oxidoreductase C1, chloroplastic/mitochondrial. Gene Ontology annotation, molecular function: NAD(P)H dehydrogenase (quinone) activity. The transcript has 5 exons. Gene Ontology annotation, biological process: phylloquinone biosynthetic process; aerobic electron transport chain. Lineage: Eukaryota; Viridiplantae; Chlorophyta; Trebouxiophyceae; Chlorellales; Chlorellaceae. Gene Ontology annotation, cellular component: chloroplast. The record is from RefSeq and is a predicted model, not a curated record. The coding region runs from base 1 to 1377 and encodes 458 amino acids.
AUGAGGGCGGCACUGGCCGUGUUCUCCUCCGGCAAUGCCCCGCCCCUGCAGCCGCCCCGCAUCUGCAUCCUUGGUGGAGGGUUUGGCGGACUGAACACCGCAGUGAAGCUGGACGGUCUCGUGUGGCCUGAGGGCACCAAGCCCCAGAUCACCCUGGUCGACGCCAAUGAGCGCUUUGUGUUCAAGCCCCUGCUGUACGAGCUGCUGUCAGGGGCGGCGGGGGAGGAGGAGGUUGCCCCCACCUUUGAGAAGAUCCUGCGCCCCACCUCCGUCUCCUUCGUGCGUGGCCAGGUGGAGAGCGUGAACGACGGCCCUGCCACCGGUCCAGAGGCGUCGAGUGGGGGCAGCGUGACGCUGAAGGGCGGCGCCCUCCUCUCCUACGACUGGCUGGUGCUGGCGCUGGGCAGCGAGCCGCGCGACGCCGGCGUGCCCGGGGUCAAAGAGCUCACGCACGGCUUCACCUCCUACGAGGACGUGCUGGCGCUGCGCGGCGCGCUGGUCGCCUUGGCGGGCAACCCCGCGCCGCGCGCCGUCGUCGUGGGCGGCGGCUAUGCCGGCGUGGAGCUGGCCGCCGUGCUGGCGGACGUGCUCCCGCCCGGCGCGGCGGUGUCCCUGCUGGCCUCGGGGUCGGACAUCCUGCCGGCAGCCCCCGCAGGCCAGCGCCAGAUCGCGCGCGAGGCGCUGGCGGGCAAGGGCGUGCGCGUCGUGACGGGUCGUGGUGUGGGCGGCGGGGUCAGGGCCCACCCACGCCCCCGGCGCGGGGCCUCCGGCUCGGCGCCCUUCCCCACCGACGCCGGCGGCGCGACGCAGACCGACGCCACGCUGCGCGUGCUGGGCCACCCCCACGUCUUCGCGCUGGGCGACGUCGCGGUGUGCGCCGAGGGGGCCGGCUCCCCGGGGUCGGGCGUGUCCGCCCCCCCGCGCCUGCCGGCCACGGCCCAAGUGGCGCUGCAGCAGGCGGACUACGUGGCCUGGAACCUGUGGGCGGCCGCGACGGGGCGCCCCCUGCUCCCCUUUGCCUACCAGCACCUUGGGGAGAUGAUGAGCCUGGGCAGCCGGGCCGGGGCGGUGACCCUGCCCCUCCCCAUCCCACCCGCGCUGGCCGACGCGGCGCGCGGCGCCGCGCUGGGACCGCUCCUUCGCGCCGCGGGGCUUUCGGUGCACGGCGACGGCUCCGGCGCGCCGGACCGGCUGUCGCUGGAGGGGCCGCUGGCGGCGGCGGUGCGCCGCGCGGCCUACGCCUACCGUCAGCCCACGCCGGAGCAGCAGGCGCGGGCCGCGGCCGACCUGGCCAAGCGCGCGCUGGGGGACGCGGCGGGCCUGGCGCGCAGCUUCCUGGACCAGGCCGCUAAGGGGCUGAAGAGCGGCGCCCGCUGA